Sitodiplosis mosellana (orange wheat blossom midge) is the source of this 1335-nucleotide messenger RNA. Its product is annotated as reticulon-4-interacting protein 1 homolog, mitochondrial-like. NCBI's taxonomy places the organism in Eukaryota, Metazoa, Arthropoda, Insecta, Diptera, Cecidomyiidae. Gene Ontology annotation, cellular component: mitochondrion. Gene Ontology annotation, molecular function: oxidoreductase activity. The transcript is spliced from 6 exons. The record is from RefSeq and is a predicted model, not a curated record. Bases 79 to 1155 code for a protein of 358 amino acids.
UAUUGGAAAUCAAAAGCUGUAGCGUUAUUUUGUAACAAAGGAGGUGAUUUGCCAAACGUUUCCAUUGGAAGAACACAAAUGAGCGGAUGGGAAAUCGGUGAAUAUGGUGGAAUAAAUUCGCUUAGAUUUAGCGAUAAUUUAGAAUUACCCGUAAUUAGAUCGUCAAAUGAGGUAUUCGUUGAAGUUUACACUACAGCCGUUAAUUCGCUUGAUCAGCUCAUGACAGAGGGCUAUGGACAACGAGUGCUAAACACGCUCCGUUGGAUUAGCAAAAUUAAUGAGUUCCCAUUAAUUUUGGGAAGAGAAUUUUGUGGCGUUGUUCGAGCAAAGGGUCAGUCAGUGCGCGCAGAUAUUCAGAUUGGUGACAAAGUUUGGGGAGUUGUACCGCCGCAUCAGCCGGGAUCUAUUGCCGAAUAUGUCGUCGUUGAUCAAUCAGUUAUAACACGAAAGCCAGAGGGCAUUGAUGACAUUGGCGCAGCUGGAAUAUUGUAUGCAGGAUUGACGGCUUGGUCGAGUUUGUAUAUUUGGGGUUUAGCUGGUGGUCUUCAAGGAUUGAAAACGUCAAAAGGCGGAGGAAAAGGAAAACGUCUGUGCAUUUUGGGUGCAUCCGGUGGAGUUGGCACGCUGGCGGUUCAAAUGGCCAAAGCUGAAGAGAUGAUAGUCACCGCCACUUGCAGCACGAACUCUGUGCAAAUGGUCAAGGAUCUUGGCGCUGACCAUGUUAUCGAUUACAGAAAAGAAGAUCUCAAAGAGGCAUUCCGUGGCUUAAGCUUUGACAUAAUUCUCGAUGCUGCUGGCUUAGGAUCAGACUAUGCUACAACACUUCCGUGGAGCUUUAGCCAGUACAUCACGCUACAGCCUCCAGUUCUCAACAAUACUGAUGCAAAUGGUCUCAUUCUCGGAACCCUCAAGAGCGCUAUAAACCUUCUACAAAGCAACGUUAAAACCAUCUACGGCUACAAAGGACUAUUGAAAUGGGGUUUCUUUGUGCCAGCACCACAAGGCAUCGAAUACUUCCGACGACAAGUCGAAAGCGGCAAAAUCAAACCAAUCAUUGAUACGGUUUAUGAUUUCAAUGAAACAAAAGAAGCAUUCGAUAAGGUGGCCAAAGGUCAUUUGCGUGGGAAAAUUAUUAUAAAAGUUAAAAAUGACUGAACAAACAUUUUAAUCGUAUUGAUGUCAAUUGUCAAGUUUAAUUUUUUACGAAAACACGUACAUCGAAUGAAUUGGAUGUGUGCUGUCAUAGUUUACAUAAGAUAGUUCACAAAAUGCAGUUAAUCUUACUGUAUUGUAUAAAAAAAAAUUUGAUUAAAAUAUGAAUCGUUUGAAAAAUCA